Molecule: messenger RNA, 318 nt
Organism: Nezara viridula (southern green stink bug)
Lineage: Eukaryota; Metazoa; Arthropoda; Insecta; Hemiptera; Pentatomidae
Source: the annotation of a GenBank genome assembly
AUGAAAUUAACUGUAGUCAAAACAGAAACGAAUCUAAAUGAAGAAUUAGAUACUAACGCAUGCCACUGUAAUACUGGAUGCCACUUAUUUCGAGACACUGUGGAUGACUGCAAAUUUUUUCAAAAUCACAAAACUAAAUAUAUCUCAAUAGAUGAUUCUUCCUUCACAUAUUUUUGUGGAGUAAAGGAAGUAAGUUACGUUUUUGUUAACCAUUACUUUGUUAUUUAUUAUUAUUAUUCAUUAAGAUUUCUCUAUUUAAAUAUUUUGUCUGAUUUUUUUCUCUUUUCUCACCAAUUAAGUUUUUUUACUUAUAGUUAG